Didymella exigua CBS 183.55 is the source of this 1561-nucleotide messenger RNA. RefSeq names its product Clavaminate synthase-like protein. Gene Ontology annotation, molecular function: 2-oxoglutarate-dependent dioxygenase activity. The record is from RefSeq and is a predicted model, not a curated record. The transcript has 3 exons. Bases 20 to 1135 code for a protein of 371 amino acids. Lineage: Eukaryota; Fungi; Ascomycota; Dothideomycetes; Pleosporales; Didymellaceae.
CCACUUUGCACCAAUCGCGAUGCUCGUCCAGGAUGAAGUCAUGGGGUUGCGGGACCCAGAGCAAGCUUCCACAAGGACUGCACCAACCGGACUCGAAGCGGGCGCCACCUUGAAUGAUGCUGUAAGAGAUCUCAUAACGACCUACCACGACCUCAACACCACCAAGCCCGACAUCCUACGUGAAGAACCAUCACCCCUCGAAUUCAUGCGCUAUGUCGCCCGCAAUCGACCGUUUGUCAUCAAGAACGGCGCUACAGGCUGGAAAGCCCGCCAAAAAUGGAACGCAAGUUAUCUCAAGGAAGUCAUGCAGGGCCAGACCGUCAACGUCUCGCUCACGCCCCACGGUAACGCCGACUCCGUCAUCUCCCUCCCCUCGAGUGGAAGCAUCUUCGUAAAGCCCUACGAGCGCAGUGAAGACUUCUCUUCCGUACUGGACGCCAUUGUCGCGCAAACACAUUCCCCCUCCCCCUCCCCCAAGGAAGGACCCAGGCAGCCAAUACGUUACGCGCAAACCCAAAACGACAAUCUGCGUGACGAAUACACAUCGCUCUUCGCGGAUGUCCCGGCCAGCAUACCAUUCGCCCGCGUCGCGCUCGGCCAAGGUCCCGACGCGGUGAACUUCUGGCUCGGCAGCGCCGCCUCCGUGACCGCGCUGCACAAGGACAACUACGAGAAUAUCUAUGUCCAGAUCCUCGGGCGCAAGCACUUCGUCCUGCUCCCACCCGUGGAUGCGCCAUGUGUGAACGAGAGGAGUGUGCUUGCCGGUACUUACGCGCCGAGGCGCCGUGAUCACGCCGCGGAGGGAGCGGAGGAUGCGGAGACGGAGAAGCUGGUCAUUCAGAUCGAUGAGCCGGCGACGUAUGUCCCGUUCGCGACGUGGGAUCCUGAUGUGCCCUCUGUCAACGCGACGCCGUAUUCAAAGUACGCGCAGCCGAUGCGCGUCGCGCUCGAUGAGGGAGAUAUGUUGUAUCUGCCUGCACUCUGGUAUCACAAAGUGAGCCAAAGCUGUAAUGACGAGGGGCUAUGCUGUGCGGUGAAUUACUGGUACGAUCUCGAUUUUGGGGGAGGGUUCUGGAGUACUGCAGGGUUUGUGAGGACGGUUGGGUUGUUAAGUGCACAGGACGGGGAGCAUUAGGGGCGUAGCAGUACUCAAAACGGAGCGGGGUUUGGCAUUAUGUUCAUUGACUAUUGAGUUCGUCGUUACAAUGUUGUGGGAAAGUGUAGCUCAUGAUACCUCGCGAGGUGUGUGAGAGAUUUAUCCCCACUGGAACCUCUCUUCGUCGACCAUGGUACCUUCUGACCAGCACUUCUCCACCCAGCCGAUACCCACUGCCCUCGCUAUACCCAUCGUCCCUGUCACUCCGUUACUGCUGGCCUUCUCAUGGUCUGGAAUAAUGACAUGCGUCACACCUCUAGCCGUUUCGUUCUGUACCAACCCACCCCCACCGAAACGAAUAUAGUUCGCGGCGAUCUGGCUCUUCAGCUUCCAAGCCGGAUCAUCACUAUCCUGCACCGCCACUUUUGCGUUGAUGAACAUGUAGCUUUUGAGCCUCGUGACUUC